AUGGACAUAUUCAGUGAUUCAGGUGAAUUAUAUACAAUUAGAAAUCAAUUUCAUACCUACCAACACAACAAAGUUAUACAGUAUGAUUUAAAUUCAUUUUCACCAGAUGUUCAAUUAAAAGUAUUAGAAUAUCAAAUUAGAUCAACAAUAGCAUUAGAACAAGAUGCUUCAAAUUUAAUUGAGAAUGGAAAAUCCUUAUUUCCAGACUCGGAAGAAUUAUUUCAAUUAUUAUCAGCAUGGAAUGAUUUAAAAGAUUUUGGAACAGAUGACUCUACAUACUUUGAAGAUAUAAAAGAAGGAAAAUUUGAACUCCAAGCUAUCCUCACUACCUUAUACUUAAUCAAAUUUGAGAAAGACAUAGACCAGGCAAUAGUUUUCCUCUCUUCAUAUAUCAAUUCAGUCAAUACAUUAAAAAAAUAUAAUGAAUUAGAACCAUUUUUGAUUUUAAUCCAGUUGUAUUUAAUUAAAGGUAAUCUCAAAAUGGCAAUUAAUAUCUUUGAAAAUCUUAAGAAAGAUUUCCCUGAUUCAGCUAGAGAUUCAACCAUUUAUCAAGUUUUUGAAAGUUGGAUAUUAAGUAUUAAAAAUGAAACAGAUAAUAUUAAUAAUAGUUAUUAUUUCUAUGAUGAAAUUUUAGCUAGUGAUUUCGGAGAUGAUUCCGAACCCAAAGGAAAAUUUAAGAUUUUGAAUGUGUUGUUAGUGUUGACAUUACAAUUGAGACAUGUUCCCGAAGCUCAAGAAUUAAUUGAACAGAUGAAAUCAUUAAAUGUGGUUGAUGAUAAUUUUAUCGCUAAUCAAAUCACUUUGAAGAAUAUAUUAGGUGAUGAUACGAAUGAUUUGAUUUCUCAAUUGAGGAAAUUGAAUCCUGAACAUGAUUUAAUUAAAGAUUUGGAUGCUAAAGAGUUGAUAUUUGAUGAGAUUGCUACUAAAUAUAAGUCUGUGUAA
This is a messenger RNA of Insectozyma verbasci, 942 nucleotides long. The record is from the annotation of a GenBank genome assembly. Lineage: Eukaryota; Fungi; Ascomycota; Pichiomycetes; Serinales; Debaryomycetaceae.